Exaiptasia diaphana is the source of this 1838-nucleotide messenger RNA. Its product is annotated as peptidase M20 domain-containing protein 2. The record is from RefSeq and is a predicted model, not a curated record. Gene Ontology annotation, molecular function: dipeptidase activity. The coding region runs from base 1 to 1212 and encodes 403 amino acids. The transcript has 3 exons. NCBI's taxonomy places the organism in Eukaryota, Metazoa, Cnidaria, Anthozoa, Actiniaria, Aiptasiidae.
AUGGUAGACAAAUUAACWGAGGUGGACGAUUUGAAGRAGAYUGCUUGUGAAGUCAUCGACCAAAGCGCUCAAUAUCUCAAAGACUUGAGCCAAAARAUAUGGGAAAACCCAGAGUUGAAUUUUAAAGAAACCAAAGCACACGCUUUUCUCACUGACUUUUUUAAAAAACGAAAGUUUGAWRUCACGCCAAGUUGGACGCUAGACACGGCUUUCUUGGCCAAGUAUGGCAGUAAUGAGGGACCUCGUGUGGCAAUCAUGUGUGAAUAUGAUGCUUUACCGGGUAUUGGACAUGCUUGUGGACAUAAUCUAAUUGCAGAAGCAGCUGCUGCAGCCGCUUUGGGAUUGCAAGCAUCCAUUGAAAAGAGUGGUAACAAACUUGGAAUAAUCCACGUGAUCGGGACACCAGCGGAGGAAAUGGGCGGAGGAAAAAUCUACAUGAUUAAUAACGGGUGUUUUAACGAUACAGAUGUCUGCAUGAUGGUUCAUCCAUCACCCCAUGAUGGCGUACAGUUUCCCUGUUUAUGCAUAAAACACCUUUUUAUCACAUUCAAAGGAUCUGCUGCACAUGCGUCGUGCUUUCCUUGGGAAGGAAUUAAUUCACUUGAUGCCGCAGUCCUGGCGUACAGCGGUAUCAGCAUGAUGAGACAGCAGUUUAAACCAACAUGGCGGGUACAUGGAGUGAUCCACGAGGGUGGGGUUAAGCCUAAUAUUAUACCAGACAUGGCUAGAAUGGAGUAUUACUUAAGGGCGCCUAAUAGGAAAGAUAUGGAAGAAUUAGAAAGAAAGAUUACUGCGUGUUUUGAAGCAGCAGCGAAAUCAACCGGAUGCACUAUGGAGAUUGAAUGGAUGAAUAUGAGUUCUUAUCAAGACAUGAACAUCAACUCGACUCUAGCAAACCUAUACAGACACAAUGCACAAGAACUCGGAGUGAAAUUCAAAUCAAGGGAGGAAGAAUUCGGUACAUUUAUGGGAUCAACGGAUAUGGGAAAUGUGUCAUAUGCUGUCCCAUCCAUCCAUCCAUUCUAUAGUAUUGGCUCAACGGCGCCAAACCACUCUCAUGGUUUCACAACUGCAGCAGCAACUGAUAUUGCACACAAGAAGACGCUGAUUGCAGCUAAAGCAAUGGCAAUGACUGCGAUAGAUGUUAUGAGUAAUCCUGAUACUUUGAAGCUUAUCAAAGAACAGUUURAACAAUCAUUCAUAAAGGAUUAAUGUAUGCCAAAGUGCCAUAUUUGCUUUUGUAUGGGGAUUCUUGGAAAUAUAUGAUUUGUAUUUGUAAGUGUAGUUCUCUAAAUACUUAUUGUAUGUAAUACAGUWGAAACCCGCMUAUAAGAACCUACAUUUUUGGGAAGCAGCCUAAACAGGUUCUUAUCAGWAUAAAKGAUAGUUAACACAAUUUUAGGCUACUGUAUCUAGUUUCUUAAAAUAUGUUCUUAAUUCUAAAGUAAUUAAAAGCAAAUAAAACAAGAUGGUUAUUUGCCGAUUUCCUGACCCCGCCCCCAUCCCCAUCCCAGCCUCACCCCCACCAAAACAUUCAUAGAAAAAAAAACACAUUUUAAAGUAAUGAGAAUCUUUUUUUCUUUAAAUGGGAAUCUUGCUCUGUAGCUGUAUUAUGGCUAAUAUGAUUUUCAAAAUAGGAACCCGUUUUCAAUUUUAGGCCAAAUAGGUUCUUGCUUAUAUGUAUAAAAUCCAUAUUUUAGGCUAACAGGUUCUUAAUUUUCAGGUUCUUAUAUGCGGUUUCUACUGUAUUCACACCCGAACGAACCAGCUUAAUACCGAUAGCAAUUUUAUAUCUUAAUCAUGUUUAGUCACAUACAAUAAAAGUGGAGAGCGUUUAA